AGAAAAACCGCUAUGUAGCCAAAGUGCUUAGGAGAAAACGAGCAGCGUUGUGGCCAUUGUAGUCAUUUCGUAAUAAUUUAAAGCGUCGGGUGGUAUAGCAUAAGCCCGUUUUGAAGAUGAAAGUGAGAUAACUAGUGCGCAUUGGUUGUUAAGGGUAGAAAUGGAGAAGCAGUCGCCUCUGCUGUGUUCUGAGCUGAGUGUUCAGCGCAGACUGUAUGAGGUCACAUUAAACUGCGCGAUUCUCGCGUGGAAAGACGUACAAAACGCCAAAAAACACACCGGACGCGCCAUAUAUGGAGCUGUCAAAGCUGGUAGUCAUUGUGUCCCGGUGUGUGAGAUUAUAGCCGUUCAGGAAAAGGAAGAUGACUCUCCAUGUAAAGACACUGGGAAAUGGCAGAAAGUUCCCCAGAGCCCGGCGGACUCCUGCCAGCACGCUUUCACAGUGUUCUACGUGGAGAGGACGAGGCAGCACUGCUGGCGGUGCAGCAACGUGACUUUCCAAUGCUCUGAACAUUCCCUAUGCCUGCUCUGGAUACAAACUAUUAAGGAACAGCUAGCAUUAUUGACCAAUCGACCGAAGAGCUUGCUGGUGUACAUCAACCCCUACGGAGGAAAACAACGCGGCAAGCAGAUUUACGACCACAAAGUGGCCCCCAUCUUUUCCCGGGCUUCCAUUUUCACCGACGUGAUUGUUACAGAGCAUGCAAAUCAUGCCAGAGACCACUUGAAGGCAGAGGCUGAUCUGAAGAAGUAUGAUGGUGUGGUGUGUGUCGGAGGAGAUGGCAUGUUCAGCGAGAUUAUGCAUGGCCUUGUCUCACGUACACAACGAGAUGCCGGUGUAGACGAGAACUCGUCAGAAGAGACUCUUAUUCCAUGUGGACUUCGCAUUGGCAUUAUUCCUGCAGGCUCCACUGACUGUAUAUGCUACGCCACGGUUGGCUCAAAUGACCCCGUCACCUCAGCGCUGCACAUGGUUGUGGGUGAUUCUCAGCCAAUGGACGUCUGCUCGGUGCACAGCGAUGAACGUUUCCUGCGUUACUCUGUGUCACUGUUGGGUUAUGGUUUCUAUGGAGAUGUGCUAACAGACAGCGAGAGGAAGCGCUGGAUGGGUCCUGCUCGUUACGAUAUCUCAGGGGUUAAAACGUUUCUGUCACAUCGCUACUAUGAGGGAACCGUGUCAUUCCUACCUGCAGAAGAAAACUUGGGAACUCCAAGAGACAAAGCGCAGUGUCGAUCUGGGUGCAGCAUCUGCCGUCGAUCCUCAUCCGACAAACUCCUCAGCAAAGAAGAUGAAGCCAGCGUUUCUGAUGUCGAUUGUCGGGACACCUGGACGGUCAUCAGGGGGAAGUUCUUGGCCAUCAAUGCCGCCAGCAUGAGUUGUGCAUGUCCUCGCAGUCCAAAAGGUCUGUCGCCGUCCGCACACCUAGCAGAUGGAACGACUGACCUCAUCCUCGUCAGAAAGUGCUCCAGAAUUGACUUCCUGCGCCACCUGCUGCGACACACCAAUAAGAAGGACCAGUUUGAUCACUCUUUUGUGGAGGUGUACCGAGUCAAGCAGUUCCGCUUCACUCCCAGGUUUCAGGAAUGUGGCUCAGAAAUGGACCUGAGAGAGAGCAGGGCAGGAGGCAAACGCUUCUUCUGUCAGAUCUGCAGGGAAAACAGAGCCUGUGGCUGCAUGUCAUCCCAGAGCAACUGGAACUGUGACGGAGAGAUCCUUCCACACACUGCCAUUCAAGUCCGAGUCCACUGCCAGUUGAUUAAGCUGUUUGCGAGAGGAAUCGAAGAGCAGCCGGUGUUUGAGGAUCUGUACGCUCACUGUCAACUCAACAAUCCUCCAAAUCAUGAACCAUGAAGAAUGGAGAUGGAAGAGUCUCCUUUAGCUCAGCUUAUGCUGUUUCUAAUGCUGUCAUACCCUCAGAAUCCUCAUGAAGAUGCUUUUGAGACAGAGCCGGAAUCAACAGUUUCUGUGGAAUUAGUAUUGCUGUUUUAGUUUUUAUUUGCAGUUCUUGAAGUUGCUGGUUAUAUCACCUGCUGUUCAAUCGUCAGCAUUGGUCUUCCUCUGCAAUCAAGCUGGACUUGAGAGUAGCGUUAACUCAAUCCCAAAGUCAAAUUCAUGGAAGUGUGAAAACAUUCCUUCUCGUAGCACCUUCACCAUUUUGUGUAGAUGUGAAGCAUGUGGUGGUCUGCUGAUAAAGUUCCUUGUGUACCAAAAAAAAAAAAAAAAAGUUAUAGUUUGCAUUAAAAAAAAACAAUUUUGUCAUGGUUUUCACACCUUGUUUCAAUCCUGUUUGAAUUUCUUUCUUCUGUUGAACACAAAUGUAGGAAAAUGGUAGCCAUUGACUCCUAUUGUGUUGUUUUUACCUACUAUGCAGGUCAAUGUUUACCAGUUCCAACAUUCUUCAAAAUAUCUUAUUUUAUGUUCAAGAGAAAAAAGAAACUCAUAAAGGUUUUGAACCACUUGAGGGUGAGCAAAUGGUGAGUAAAAUGUCAAUUUUGGGUGAACUAUCACUUUAGCGGUGUUAGUAAAUGAACUUCAUUCAAAAAUGAAAAUUCUGUCAUCACUUACAAAGUAACUCUUUUUAACAAAUUUAUGUUGCACGCAUGCAGUGUUGUUUUUAUUAGCUAAAAU
Danio aesculapii is the source of this 2629-nucleotide messenger RNA. It is a transcript of the gene cerk, whose product is annotated as ceramide kinase. The record is from RefSeq and is a predicted model, not a curated record. NCBI's taxonomy places the organism in Eukaryota, Metazoa, Chordata, Actinopteri, Cypriniformes, Danionidae. Gene Ontology annotation, molecular function: kinase activity. Bases 161 to 1852 code for a protein of 563 amino acids. The transcript has 13 exons.